Molecule: messenger RNA, 993 nt
Organism: Puccinia graminis f. sp. tritici CRL 75-36-700-3
Lineage: Eukaryota; Fungi; Basidiomycota; Pucciniomycetes; Pucciniales; Pucciniaceae
Exons: 4
Coding region: 1-897 (298 amino acids)
Biological process (GO): translation
Cellular component (GO): mitochondrial large ribosomal subunit
Molecular function (GO): structural constituent of ribosome
Source: RefSeq, a predicted model, not a curated record
AUGAUGACCAGCAUCCUCAGGACCCUGCGACGCCCGGAACGACUAUGCCAAUCCAUAGCGAUCCAUCAGAUCGCACCGCAACUGGCCAGUCGGACGAAGAAGGAGCGAUCACUACCAGACGGGGAAGGACGGAGAUGGGCGAGUGGGAUGUCGAACCUGAAGCCGGCUAAGGGCUCCACUCAUUCAAGGAAACGGGUCGGACGUGGGCAAGGGUCCGGGUACGGCGGAACCGCUGGACGAGGUCAUAAGGGCCAGAAGGCCAACAAGGGAAACAGUCCUCGGCUCGGAUUCCAAGGCGGACAAACUCCGUUGACCCGGCUGUUUCCUAAGAGAGGCGCCCACAAUCCGACCCAGGUCGAAAUGUCUCCCUUGAAUCUCUUCCAACUUCAACUCUGGAUCGACCAGAAACGAAUCGAUCCUACCCAGCCGAUCACGAUGAAAGAGAUGCUAGAUUCGCGAAUCGUGCAUGGGAUCAAGGAUGGCGUGAAGUUAUUAGGCAAGGGUGCGACUGAUUUCCGGACGGAGAAUCUAACGAUCAUAGUAUCGCGAGCGUCGCAGAGUGCGAUUGAGGCGAUCGAGCGGCUGGGCGGACGGGUGAUCUGCAAGUUCUACAACCGACUGAGUCUCCGGGCGCUGCUGAAGCCCCACCGAUUCGCGGCCAAGCAUCGCUUCCUGCCUGGGGAUGCCCAUCCGGUCCGGAAGCAGGAUUGGAUGCGCUACUCUGAUUGGGAGACCCGCAGAGGCUAUCUCGGUAACCUCGAGCUGACUAAUCAGAUCCUCGAUCAGGUCGCUCGUCGUCGUGCUAAACAAGGCUGGCUCUCGAGGGAACAACUCGCGAGUCAUGUUCGGGCUAGAGUCCAAUCUGAUCAGGCUCCUCCUCCUCCUCCUACUUCAUGAUUGGCUUCUUGUUCCAAAAGAUCUCAUGCGUUUUCUUUUUUGUACUCUCCAAAAUCAUUCUUUCUUUUUUUGUUACUUUGUGAAAGUUAUUUGCAA